This is a messenger RNA of Phanerochaete carnosa HHB-10118-sp, 609 nucleotides long. RefSeq lists its product as uncharacterized. Lineage: Eukaryota; Fungi; Basidiomycota; Agaricomycetes; Polyporales; Phanerochaetaceae. Gene Ontology annotation, biological process: intracellular protein transport; protein retention in ER lumen; Golgi organization. Gene Ontology annotation, cellular component: endoplasmic reticulum-Golgi intermediate compartment; Golgi apparatus; COPII-coated ER to Golgi transport vesicle. Bases 1 to 609 code for a protein of 202 amino acids. The transcript has 6 exons. The record is from RefSeq and is a predicted model, not a curated record.
AUGGCUCGGACAUAUACCCAGGCUGCCCUCACACUCUGCACUCUCCUCCUACUCGCAUGGCCGACACUCGUCUUAGCGCACAUGGUUGAAGUAUCUGCGGGCAAAAAAGAAUGUUUCUUCGAGGAUCUGCAUGUCAAUGACAAAAUGACCGUCACCUAUCAAGUUGGCGGUGGGGGACAUCUGGACAUUGAUUAUUGGCUGGCAGAUCCAGACGGCCACGCAUUGCACAAGCACAUCAAGCAGUCCACAGGAACAGUGUCUAUCACUGCUACCAAGGACGGCAGACAUGAAUACUGCUUCUCAAACCAGAUGAGCACAGUGGUGGACAAGCUUGUUAGCUUCAAUGUCCACGGUGUCGUUUAUGUCGACUAUGAUGACACUGUUGCACCAAUCGAGCGCGAGAUUCGUACCCUCGCGGCCGGUCUCACGGCCGUAAAGGACGAACAAGAAUACAUCGUCUUGCGCGAACGUACACACAGAAACACGGCUGAAUCAACAAACACUCGCGUCAAGUGGUGGUCGUUUGCUCAGGUGGCCAUCCUUUUCUGUGUGGUCGCAUGGCAAGUGUAUUACCUCAAGUCGUUCUUCGAGGUCAAACGGGCAUUCUAG